AGCCGAAAGGGGCGGGAGGAGAAAGUCAACAGGCCAGUGCCUGCUUCAAGUUUGGUUCCGCGGGAUGUCUAGAAUUUGGGGAAGAACUUAACUCCCGCGUAUUUGACUGCUUAUUGGACACCUCCACGGAUGCCUGGAGAGAAUGCGAAACAGCCGGGACCGGCUCCUGAACAAAUACCGCCAGGCUAGAGGCAAUAUGCCAGGAAGAGCUCAGAGCACCCUUCUAGUGCAAGAGUUGAUGGAAGAAGAGUGGAGUGCUUUACAAUCAAUGGAAAGUCGUCCAGAGGCCUUGGCUCAGUGGGAGAGGCCGAUGGACUUGGCUGAGCUGGAAGAAAUCCAACAGGAGCUGAUUGACCAAGAACAGUCCAUCAUCAGUGAAUAUGAGAAGAGCUUGCAGUUUGAUGAAAAAUGUCUCAGCAUCAUACUGGCUGAGUGGGAAGCGAACUCCCUCAUCUGUCCUGUGUGUACAAAUUUCAGGGAUCCUGGUCUGCUGGCCAUGAAGCUCUGGGAUCCCAAUUCUGCCUCUAGGUACAACCUGAGAAUAGCAAGCGGUGUGGUCAUGUGUCAGUGUGGCCUGUACAUCCCAUCUCAUUCUUCAGAAUUGACAGAGCAGAAACUUCGUGCCUGUUUAGAGGUCAGCGUGAGUGAGCACAGUGCACACUGUCCUCACACACCUGUGUUUUCAGUCACUGAAGGGACAGAAAAAAAGUCCAGUCUUCUCAUGAACUGUCUGGCUUGCGAUACUUGGGCUGUGAUCAUCUAAAGCCAGCCUUCACUCACUUCGUUCUAUUGGGUUGGAAACAACUCUUUCCAUCUGCGACGAGAGGGAACCCUGUAAAUACAAACCUUUCAUUUAUAACUUAUUUUAUAUUAAAACUUUCCAAACAUGUA
Artibeus jamaicensis (Jamaican fruit-eating bat) is the source of this 891-nucleotide messenger RNA. It is a transcript of the gene RPAIN, whose product is annotated as RPA interacting protein. The record is from RefSeq and is a predicted model, not a curated record. Gene Ontology annotation, biological process: protein import into nucleus. The transcript is spliced from 7 exons. Gene Ontology annotation, cellular component: PML body; nucleus. Bases 143 to 763 code for a protein of 206 amino acids. NCBI's taxonomy places the organism in Eukaryota, Metazoa, Chordata, Mammalia, Chiroptera, Phyllostomidae.